Messenger RNA from Ectocarpus siliculosus, 1617 nucleotides. Lineage: Eukaryota; Phaeophyceae; Ectocarpales; Ectocarpaceae. The record is from the annotation of a GenBank genome assembly.
AUGUCGUGCGUUAUUGACAUGGCGAUGCAGUACUGCGAUGUCGAGGGCGUCAAAGAGUCAGAUCCAUGGUGCAGCACACUAGAGUCCUGUAUUGCCACGGAGUUCGUGGGAGACGAGUGCUGGCCCUCCAGCUGCCCUUUCCAGGAAGGGGGGUGCCAGAUUACAAGCUUCUGCCUCACACCAGAGAUGUUCGACGCGAACGAAAGAGUGCUCGUGGAAGUAGCGCCCGGAGCGAACCCGAGCGGACAGACCACGACUGCUCAACAGGCCUACAUGCAGCUCACCGAUGAACAUGACACAGCAGCAACAGCGGAGGAGGCGGGCGAAGGGGGGGGGGCGGGCUGGGCAGAGGCCGGUGCAGAAACGGGGACGGCAGCCGCGGCCGCCGAGCAGGCGGCGGCGGCGGCGGCGGCGGCUGCUGCUGCCGAGGGGGCAGAAGCAGCAGCCCCAGGCCUGCCGCCCUUCUUCGGGAGGCCCGCCGGUUCUCAGGGGGGUGGUGGCGGGGGGGUGGACAGGAAGUCGGACGAGAGAGGGGGAGAAGCUGUGGCGGUGUAGAGUUGGGCGACAAGGGGAUGGCCGCCGGCUGGGCGGCUUUUUCGAACCGACCGUCCCCGCUACGGUUGAGCGAACAAUCAUUAUCCGCAACCCCAAUGUUGGACAGGAGUGGAUCUCCUGGACCUUGUUAUUUGGGCGGCGUUGAUGCAGUCCGUCUGUCUUGCGAGGGGGUAGCUGCAGGGUUCUCGCACCGUGGAGAAAUUCUGACUGGAGUGGGCCCCCACCACUAAGCUUGUGUUCCUGCGAGUCACAAAUCACACCCAAUAGCCUAACGUGAACGAUAAAGUUAUUGCCCUGUUGGGGGCCGUGGAUUUGGCGGAGUUCCGUGUUGUUCUCACGCGUAGAUAGGGUACAAGUGCUGUUACAAGAAGGAUGGGUCACGACUUUUGGCUCUUGCGCACUCUCAGAGGUACCAUCUAUACAGUCACAAGGCAUCCCGGUACUCUGCUAUGGUAACAGAUGGUAUGUCUCGAGUUGCGCCCCAUUUUUCAAGGCGCAGGAGCUCUACGAUAUCGUAGUAGAGUAGUACGAUGAUGCUCUCGUGCGUGGCGCCCCUGAAAUCACGUUUGUACCGGAAGGGUCGAGCGGUUCGUCGUUUUUGUCCGCUCGGCCCUCAGUCGCAAUAGUUGGAAAAUUUGUUUGUUCGUUGAGUGCGAGCGUGCCGUGAUUCAUGCCCAAUAGACCAAUCGGUGAGAGAGUUGAUGGGCUACCCGGAGAAGAAGCGCUCUCUGUCUCGCUCUUGGCUGAAGUUGGAAAGCGGCGAUGUUUUUAGGUGCUCGAAUGCUUGAGGCGGACUGCAGUUCUCUGCAAGGCAUGAAGCGCCGGUUUGAAGUUUUUUAUGUGUUUGUGGGGUGUAGAAGAUGAUGAUCAAGGUGACCUUUGUCCAUCCAGUGGCAAGGGCUCUAUGCUUGUUACGAGACUCAUGCUGACUUACAUGUUGUCGCGAGAGAGAACUGGUGUACUUGUGCGAUUGUCGAUUCCAGGCUCACGUCCGGACGUUUUUCGUGUGAGGCUUGAUAGCAGAUUGGCUCCAACCAAAACCAUUUGUCCUGCGGUUAAACU